Chironomus riparius is the source of this 26304-nucleotide messenger RNA. The record is from the annotation of a GenBank genome assembly. NCBI's taxonomy places the organism in Eukaryota, Metazoa, Arthropoda, Insecta, Diptera, Chironomidae.
AUGGGAAGCAACUGCUGUAAGUCCGAUCCGGGUAAUAAAAUAUAUAGCACUGUGUCAUCUAAUUCGUCUGUUUAUUUGAAAAGGACACGGGAUGGCAAGCCAAUAACAAACUCAGAGAAAUUCAAAGUCACAAAAACAAAGAAUGCAAUUCAGUUAGCAAUACAACAUGUGCAGCGUGAUGAUGCCGGUCACUAUACACUUUAUGCAAAGACAGAUACUGGAGAGACAGCGCAAAAAGACAUUGAAUUGUUGGUUGAGGAUCGUUCGUUUGGUGAUAAUCCGCCUGUUUUCCUAAGACGCCUCAAUGAUCUCGCGGUUAAAGUUGGCACACGAACGCGCUUAUUGGUGGAAAUAAGAAGUGCAACUGAUGUUCGUGUGACAUGGUAUCGAAAUGAUAGGAGGAUUUGUGAAAAUGAUCGAAUUAAUUUCGUCAAUGAAGGUUCUUUCUACUGUUUAGAGAUCUCAUCAAUUACUUUAGAUGAUGGUGGAAAAUGGAUGUGUAUGGCUGAGAAUCUGGGUGGGAGAAAUUCAUGUUUGGCUACAUUAAAUGUUUUAGUACCAAAAGCUUAUAAAGCUCCAGAAUUUGUUGAGGAACUUCGUGCACUUCUCACAGAACAAGGAACAGUAUCAUUAGAAUGCAAAGUCGUAGGUGUUCCAACUCCAAUUCUUCGAUGGUUUAAAGAUUCAAAAGAAAUAAAGGCUGGUGACGUUUUUGCAUUAACAGCAAAUCCUGAUGAUUUAACGUCACUUGGAACGUAUACAUGUGAAGCUGUCAAUUGCAUGGGUAAAACUUAUUCAAGCUCUAAGCUUCACAUAUCAGGAAAAACAAGUCGAGAAAGUUCUUUGCAACCGUCUACUAAGCUUCACGGACCACCCCCAAUUUUCACAUCAGAAUUGAAAAAUAUUAAUUCGAAAAUCGGAGACUCAAUAACAUUAGGAUGUCAGGUGAUGGUUCCACCAUGGCCAAAAUCUGUCACAUGGUAUAAUAAAGAAGGUAAAAUUGAAUCAAGUGAGAAGUACAAAUUAAUAGAGGAUGGAAUGGGUUCAUAUAUUCUUGAGAUAAAGCCGGCCGAAUACAGUGACGAAGGUGAAUGGAAAUUUGUGGUUGCAAGUAAUGAAGGAACAGUUUCAAUAUCAACAUGCUCAGUUCAUAUGGAUAUACCAAAAAAUUACCGCAAACCACGUUUUAUGGAAAAUUUAAAAGCAAUUUUGACUGAAGAGGGUCUUGUGUCAUUCGAAUGUAAAGUCGUAGGUUUUCCCACUCCAUUACUACGGUGGUUCAAAGAUGGCCACGAACUAAAGCCGGGAGAUGUUUAUCAAUUAACCGGAACAAAUUCAUUGGGUUCAUACAGUUGUAUUGCUAGAAAUUGUAUGGGAGAAGCGUGCAGUUCUGCUGUGUUAACUCUUGAAGAUAUUCAAAAUCAACUUAAUGAAAAUGAAAGAAUUGAGCUACAACAAAAGAAUCAACCACCAAAAUUCAUCAAAGGUCUGAUGAGUUGCGAUACUAAAAUCAAUGAAGAAUUCAAAUUUACUGUACAAAUUAAAGCAACAACAGAGCCUGUAUUUUCGUGGUAUCGUGAUGAUUUACCAGUUGAUAAGACCAAUGAACGAUAUGAAAUUUGUACAGAAAAAAUUGGAUUUUGCCACUUGACAAUUAAAUGUGUAGAAUUUGUUGAUCAGGCUGAGUGGAAGUGUGUUGCAACGAAUGAAUUUGGACACUCAACAUCAACAUGCUUCCUAAAACUUCAAAUUCCUAGACAUUAUAAAAAGCCUAGAUUUUUAGAAUGCCUUCGUGCUGUAUUGACAGAGGAAGGUGCCGUAAAUCUUGAAUGCAAAGUUAUUGGUGUUCCACAACCAACACUUCGAUGGUUUAAAGAUGGUGUUGAGUUAAAGCCAGGUGAUAUUCAUCGUAUUAUAUCUGGCAAAGAUGGUGAAUGUAGUCUUGGAACAUAUACAUGUGAAGCUCGUAAUUGCAUGGGUGUAGUUACAAGUUCAGCAACACUUCUUGGUUAUGAGGAGAACUAUAAAAGCAUUCCUAAACCAGAACCAGCUAAUAUAUUACAAAGACAUUUAUCACUUUCGACAAUUCAUGAAGAGCGAACAUCACAGCUCUAUGACACGCCAAUGGGUGACAUCACAGUCGAUGAAAAAGGUGAUGUUUCAUUUUCAUUCGAUGGAAAGGAAGUUUCAGUCUCAUUAUAUGAAACACCCGACUUAACGGAAGAGGAAGCACUGCAAAUCGUUGAAAUGUAUGCUGAUCAGAUUUCAGAGCAUGUUACAGAACAGAAUAUUGUUGAAUUACCGCCAUUAAGAUUUGUAAAGGAAACGACACAAUCAGGAAAUCUGCUUAUGGAGGCUGUUGUAAUCGACGUUUCACCUGAUUACUUCCCGCCAGAGGAAGAUAUGAGAACGGAAGCAGAUAUGGAAGAUAUUUCUGUUGUAGAUGCCAUGUCACAAGCUUUCGAGGAUCCGCUAUCCGAGCAAUCAAUGUCAAAACGACGACGAAAGGAAGAAUCGCUAAAAAGCGGUGAAAUGGAAGAGUUUUUCAGUUUGUCACAAUCAAAACAAACGAAACUAUUAUCGAUUUUGGAAAAUUAUGUCGUAGAAGAAGCACAUAGUGAUGAGGAAAUCACAGAAACUGAUUUGCAAACAUUUGAAAGUGCUAAAAGUUCUGAAAAAGGAGAUUCAGAUAAGCAAAAGAAAAUUAUCAAAUCUGAUGAUUCCUUACAAGAACAACCACCGAAACUACCACCAAGAAAGAGACCAACUCUAGACAGUAAAGACGAGGAUUCAAUUUACUUACAAGAUAUCUCUGGUGAGCAAGGAGAUGGACUUAAAACACAAACGAAAAAGAAAAUUGAUGUCAAAACAAUUAUUACUAACAAAUCAAUAAUCGAAAAAGUCAUUAAGACAGUUAUAAUUAUCAAACAGCAUUUAAUUGCAGUUGAAAAUGAGGUCAUUGCACAAUCAUCACUAAUGAUGUCACCAACAUCGGGUGACAGCAGCAUUGGUAUUGUUAAGAGUGUACUUGAGCCAAUUAAUGCAAUUGAAUGUAAAGUCAAUGAGUAUAAUGGAGAACGAAAUGUUGACAAUUUAAUAGAAAAUUUAAUGCCGGACUUGAAGAGUUUGAAUCACGGAUUGAGUAUCAUUGAAAAAUGUGUUGAAAUGGAUUCAGAAGGGAAAACAUUAGUACAACGUACAAGUGUUUGUGUAAUUGAGAGCGUUGGCAUACAAAUGUUAGCAUUUUUAGAAAGCCUCAAGCAAGUGUGCCUACAUAAUGUCCAAGGAUCCUUACAGAAUGAAUCUCUGUUAAUAAUUAAUGACAUGCAAACUGGAAUUCACAUAACUGAAGAUACAAUUAAGUCACAAACUCUUAUACAAGAAGCAUCAGCACUUGAAGCAUCACAAAGAGUUUCUGAGACUGUAGCACAAAUGCAGCAAAAUGUUCCAGAAACGGUACCACUAGAAGUUGUUACAACAACAGAACUACCAAAGGAAGCAAACUCAUUCAAGUUACUCUGUCGUUAUAUUCUCAAAUUUCAAGAGAUUCUUGAGACUUCUCAACAAAGUGACGUGAAGAAAGAAACAUUGGUUGAAAUACAGAAGCCUAUUAUCGACAUUCAAAAUGAAAUUCAUUUAAUCGAAGAAAAAAUAUCAAAGAACAGCUUAAAAGAUACAAUUGAAGAGAAAAUUUCAUUUAAAAUUCUCGAUACAGUCUCACCACCACUUUAUGAACUCAAUAAAUGUUUCGAAGCAAUCACUAAAAAUGUCGAGAGUGGAAAUAAAAGCCCAAAAAUUCUCGAUCCAUUUAUUCUUCCGCUCCAAGAAAUUCAGACAGGCCUCGCACUCAUAGGACAUGAAAUCGAUAGUGGAUUCAUAAAGAAGGAAUCUCCCAUUGAUACGGAAGAUAAUCAAAAGUUAAUUAAGAAUGUAUCACAAAAUGUCAUUUACGUUGAGAGUAAUAUUGAAAAUAUUCGAGAUGUUACAAGCACAACUGUAUACGAUUCAUUAAUUCAAUUGAAAAUAACAAUUUCUACUCUGGUUGAGAAAAUUAUUCGGGAGCCUAGGACGAAAGGAAAUUUGCAAAUCAUUUGGGCAUUAAAAAUUCCGCUUGAAGAAUUAAAUUAUUGUUUUCGACAUAUUGAAGAACGUUCUACAUCCGGAAGUUUAAGAGAUCUCCUUGAUCCAUUAAAUAGUCUAAAGGAAAAUAUGGAAGUUGUGGAAGAAAAGUUAAGACAAAUGAGAGUAUCAUGCAAUGUGGAAGAUAUAAAGAAAAUUAAGAACUUAGUAGACCAAUGUGAUGCGGAAAUUCAACUUUUUGACAUCAUUCAGCUUGAUCAUCAAGAGAGAAUAAAUCAGCAAAGAAUGUCAGAGCAACAACUUUCUGAACAUACUAACCAUCUCUCGGAAAUGCAACAACGAAGCAAUUGGACUCAAGAAAAAUGCGACGUUCUUUCAAAUGUUCACCAAAACAUUGUAAAUAUACAGGAAAUAAUUGGAUAUGAAAACAAUAAAUCGUUUAGUGAACAAUUGUCGACAUUAAAGACCCUCGCCGUACCAUUACGAGAGUUAUCAAGACAAAUUGCAAAUAUUCGUGAAGAAAUUCUUCUCGAAAAUGUUAACGAUAUCUCAAUUAAUGAUUAUAAAGCUAUUCUUAAGCUCGCCAAUCCAAUAAGAGAAAUUUGUCAGCAAUUGGCAGUCAUCACAAAAACAAGCACUUUCGAAACAGCACAAAUAUUUUCCUCAAAAUCGGAUCAAGAAAGUUUAAAAUCUCUUGCUGUUUCAUUUGCAGAUCUUCGGAAUUGUAUUGCUUCAAUACAGCAUGAGUGCACUACACUUCAUGAGAUUCAAGGAGAGAUUACUCAUCCGCAUAUAAGCUUAAAGACUGCACGUCCAUUAGAAGAAUUGAGGCUGUGUGUAGAGGAAAUAAUUCACAAUAUUGUUGAGCCUGACGAAAUAUCUACGACAUUGGAUGAUAUCUCAGUCAUGAAAACCUUGUCAGAAAUGUCAGAUGAAGUGAAGGUCGAAAGUUCAUAUAAUAAAGUCAAGGUUACAGAAACCAAGGUUGAAACAGCAUACAUAGAAGAAAAGAAAGAGGAAAAAGUUAUUGAAAACAUGCAACUUGAUGUGGACGCUUCUGACAUUGAUGAGAAAAAAUCAAGAGAAAAUCAACAACAUGUUGAUAUUAAAACGGAUGUUGAGACAACUAAAAAUAUUGAGAAGGAAGACGAAACUUUAAAAGAUGCAACAGAAGAAUUCAAGUCCAAGGAGCAAAAGUUCUCUAUAGAUAUUCAAACUCAUUUACUGAAAAUGAAAGAGGAUAUGGAAACAGUUAUGAUUGCUGUUCAGAAUAUGCGACGACCAACUCCUGAAGUUCAGACAAUUGAGAAGGAAUUAAAAAUUGUUCUUAAUCAUGUUUCAAACUUACCAAAUAAUGUGAAUGAAAUGGAAAAAAUUAUUGAAAUCAUUGAAUUGGCUGAAAAGUCUAUUUCAAUUAGAAAAACUUCGGAUGUUAUUUUAGUAAAGUAUAAUUUAGAGUCAUUAAAGAAAACACUUAAAAUUAUAAUAGAAACAAUUUAUCCUGACCACGUUGAAAAGACGGAUAAAGUGCAAGAAAAAAUGGAAGUAAUUACAGAAAAAGUUGAUUUAAUUGAAGAGAAAAUAGAACUCACAGAUGUGGAAAUGAUGGAUGCUACAAAAGUCAAAAAGCUAGAUAUUCUUCCACAACCAGAAAAAGAUAUAAACAUCACUAAAGCUGAAAAUCAAGUUAAAAAGGUAAAAAUUCUCAUCAAAAAAAAUAUCUCAACAAUUCCCGAGCUACAAGGAGUUGAGCAAGAGCUUGAGUUUACAUUUGAAAAUCUUGCCGAAAUAACAAACAAUCCAGAUAAAUUGGAUAGAGCUAUUGAAGUCAUUAAUGUGGCAGAAUCAAAAUUGAUCACUGCAAAUUCACCAGAAUUAGUUGAAAUUCGAGAAUGUUUUGCAACAUUAAAGCAAAUUCUGAUUACUUUUAAGAGUUCUAUAAGUGCACAGCAAGUCAAAAUUGAAGAUAUCAAUAAACAAGUUGAAAACUCCCAAGUGAAUCUUACUAUGAAAUCUGACGAUUUAAAGAUAGUAGAAUCUGGAGAUGCGAGAAUUGAAAAUAUUAUUGAAUCGAACGGAAAAACUAAGUUGAAAGAAGAAAAUUUGCUUAUUGAAAUAGCUGAAAAAAUUGUUGAUCAAUCAGUAACAGUGAAUAUUGAAUCCAAAACUUUAGAAAUUGUUGAAAUUAAGGCAGAAAAUCUAAAAAUAAUUGAAGAAGAUGAUCCACGAACUGAUGCAACUGUUGUUGAACCUGUUCAAAAUAUAUUAAUCGACGAAGUUAAAGAAUCUAAUCCUGAAUCUAUAGAAACGGGUAGUGAAAAAAGACAAUUUGAGAAUUUGAAUGUAACAGAAGAACAAGUACGAGAAACAGUUUCUGAAGUUUUAGUCAAUAUUUCUGAUGAAAGUGAAAAACAGGAAGAAAUUAAAGAAUUAACAGAAAAUGUACAAGAAAUUAAAGAAGUCAAAGAGUGUACUGAAACUGAAAUUCAAGAAGAACCUCAAACAGGAAAUCAAAAAAUUCUGCCUGCAAUUCAGGAAUGCCUCACAAUAACGAAAGAAAAUAUUGAAACAGUUUUCAUUUCAAUCAAGAAAGUUCGUCGUCCUACGAAUGAAUUACAGGCUGUCGAAAAAGAACUAUCGAUAAUCUUUGAAAGUAUUUCGGAAUUAUCACAAAACCAACAGAAAAUUGAAAAAGUAAUUGAGAAAGUCGAGAUAGCUGAAUCAUCAUUGGUUACAAGAAAAACCAGCGAUAUCGUGAUUAUGAAAGAAAAUUUACUUGUCCUUAAAAAAUCUUUAAUAGCUCUGAAUGAUUUAAUUAAAUCUCAAAAAGAUACGGUAAAAGAUAUUGAUACUAAACCACAAAAUGUGAAAACUGAAAUAAUCGAAAUCAAAGAAGUGCUUGAAAUUCUUGAAGAAGAUAAGAAUGUUAAAUUUGAGGAAGUUAAAGCAAGCCAUAUCGAAUCUCAUGAAAAGAAAGGGGAAAUUGAAAAACCUGAUUUAAGCGAACCAAAGGAAAGUAAUAUUAAAUUUUUACAAUCAGAAAUUCAGGAGAAACUGACACCUACAGAAGAUAAAUUAGGACCAGAAAUUGAACAAUGUCUCUUAAAAACCAAAAAUGCAAUUGAAACUGUUACUUCAUCUAUUAAAAAAGUACAAAGAAUCACGCCUGAGCUAAAGUCAGUUCAAGGAGAAUUAAAUGUUAUGCUCGAAAGUGUAACAGAACUUACAGAAAAUGUUCAAAAUGUGGAGAAAAUAAUUGAAUCAAUCGAGAAAACAGAAGCAUCACUAGUUGCUAGAAAAACAAGUGACGUUGUACUUGUAAAAGAAAACUUAUCAAAUUUGAAACAAUGUUUGUUUGCAUUAACCAAUAUUGUAAAGUCUCGUCAAUCAGAAAUCAUUGAAGCAAAACCUCAACUUGCUGAUCUAAAAAUUUUUGAAUCUUCUGAAGAAUUAAAGAUUGUCGAAUCUAAUGAAUGCAUUGCUGAGAAAAUUCAAGAAGAAAUUGUUGAAAAAGGAGAAGAAAUAAAACUAUCAGAAACUGUUGAAGAAAAACUGUUGACAAUUUUGAAAGUUGAGGAUAAAUCAUUAGAAUCAAUCGAGCUUGAUAAAUGCAUUGAAAAAUCUAAAGGAGAAAUUGAACAUACAAUAGAAUCAAUUCAUAAAGUUCGCAGGAUGACACCUGAAAUUCAAGCUAUCGAAACACAGCUAUCUACAACAUUCGAAAAUGUCAAAGGUUUACAAAAUAAUGACAAGAUUAUCGAAGAAAUUUUGAAUAAAAUUGAUGCUGCGGAAGAGUCGAUUGCUAUUAGAAGAACGAGUGACAUUACUGAUUUGAAAGGAAAUUUAGCAAAUUUAAAACAAUGCUUAGUAACUUUGAGAACUGUUGUCACCCAGCACAAUAUUCAAGUUCAAACAAUUCAAAUACAACCACAAAAAGCUGUUGUAAGCGUCAUUGAAAGCAAGGAAAAAUUACAAGCUACUAAGCCAUUUUUAGAAGAAAAGAUAGAAGCAACAAAAGAAAAGGAAGAAUCCAAAACAGUCGAUUCUCUGUUAGUUGAACCUGUCCAAGAAAUGCUAAAAUCAAAAGAACAAUCCGAGGGACAAAAGGUUGAAGAGAUUAAAGAGUCACAAAUUGAAAAAUUGGUGGAAAUUCCUACUAAAGUUACUGUAUGUUUAACUAAAACUAAAACUGAAAUUGAAAAUGUUAUAGCAUCGGUCAAAAAAGUCCGUCGCCAAACAAAUGAACUUCAAGCAGCUCAAGAAGAGCUUAGUAAUGUGUUAGAAGAACUUGAAAGUCUUUCUGAGAAUCCCGAGCAGCUUGAUAAAAUUGUGAAAACUAUUAAUAGGGCAGAAAAUUCUUUGAUAUUAAACAAAACCAGCGAUACUGCUCUUGUUAAGGAUAAUUUGAUCAAAUUAAAAGAAGCUUUGGUAUUAUUGAGUUACGCUGUGGAAACACAAAAAGAGUCUACAGAAGAAUUAAAAAUUCUCGAAUCAAAUGAAAGUUUGACUGAAAAAGUGUUAAAAAAUGUUCAAGAAGAAAUCAUAGAUCAAACUGUCGAUAGAAGAAUUAGUGAAACUAAAAUUGUUCAAGAGGAAGAAUCAGAAUCUGUCGAAACAGAAAAACUUCAAAGAUGCAUUCAAAACUCGAAGGAAGAAAUUGGACAAACUAUUGAAUCAAUUAAAAAAGUUCGAAAAUCUACACCUGAAAUUCAAGCUAUCGAAAUACAAUUAUUCACUACAUUUGAAAAUGUUAAGGACAUUUUAAACAAUCAGAAAAUUAUCGAGGAUAUUUUAAACCAAGUCGAAAUUGCGGAAGCUUCAGUAUCUGUCGGUAAGACAAGUGACAUUGUUUCUCUAAAAGAAAACUUAUCAACUUUAAAACAAUCGCUAGUAACAUUAAAAUCUGUUAUUAUUCAUCAAAAUGCACAAUUGAAAUCGAUUGACAUUAAACCACAACAUGGGGAAAUGAGCGUUAUAGGAAUUAACAACGAUUUAAAGAUUGAUGAGCAAAACGAAGAAACUAUUACUGAGAAAAAUUCAAUCUCUAAAGAUGUCAAAAAAAUCGAAUUGGUAACAAAAACUGAAGACUGUAUAGAUAUCAAAUCAGAAAUUGACGUGACAAUAAAAUCAGGCAAGACUAAUGAUGAGGAAUUAAAAAUGAUUGAAGACACAAAUCUUAUUAAAGAGUUGGAAAAAUUAUCUGAAGCCAAAGGCCAGCCAGCUCUACAAGAAAUUCAAAAAUGUCUCUCCAAAACUAAGGAAAAUAUUGAAACAGUUACAAUUUCAAUCAAGAAAGCACAUCGUCCAACAGGUGAAUUGCAAUGUACCGAGAAAGAACUGGCAAUAAUACUAGAAAAUAUUUCUGAGUUACCACAAAAUCAACAGCAAAUUGAGAAGAUUAUUGAGAAAAUUGAGGCAGCUGAAACUUCGUUGGUUGCAAGAAAAACUAGUGAUAUUAUUCUGGUAAAAGAAAAUUUAAACUCAUUGAAGCAAUCGUUGGUUACUCUCAAUAAUACAAUUAAGACACAAAAUAUUCAAUUAUCAACUAUUAUGGAUUUCCCUGAAAUUGUCAAUUUGCAAGUUAAUGAAGUUUCACAAGAUCUCAAAGUUGUUGAGUCUAAUGAGAGUAAAGUACCGACUGUUCAGCCCUUACAAGAAAUUAUUGAAAAGUCAAUGGUUGAAAUUGAAAACACGGUUGAAGCAAUUAAAAAUAUACCAAAACCUACACUUGAGCUACAAGCCACAGAAAAAAAUCUGAUAACAGUACUUGAAAAUUUAUCUGACCUACAACAUGAUGAGAAAACAAUUGAAAAAGUUCUUGAAUCUGUAACAGCAGCUGAGACAUCUCUCACUGCAACGAAAACAAGCGAAAUAGUGUUGAUAAAAGAAAAUUUAUCACAAUUGAAAGAAUCAUUGAAAACUCUCAAGACAAAUGUUGAGGAAUUGAAAGUUAAUAAUACAGAAUCUCCAACUAGCAAUGUUAAAAUAUUGGAUCUUCAUAUUAUUGAGCCUUCGAAUGAUCUGAAGAUAAUUGAAUCAAAUGAAGACCUCGCCGUAACAGAUGAGAGCAAACAGUUGUUAGAAGUGACAUUAAGCCUUGCAAAAUCACGUGAUGAAAUUGAAAAUGUUAUGUUUGCUAUCCGCAAAGCUCGUCAUCCGCCAUCGGAAGUAAGUUCAGUUGAAAAAAUUCUCACUUUAACCUAUGAGCAAUUAUUUGAACUUCCAAAAGAUGAUAAAUUUUUCGAUAAAGCUAUUGAGUCGAUUGAACUUGCAGAAAUUUCACUCGUAACACGUGGAGCCGGUGAUUUAAUUGUCAUUAAGAAUAAUCUUGCAUCACUAAAAGAAUCAUUCAUUAAGAUAAUUAGUUUCCAAAAUCCACAAAAAGCAGCCUCUCUUCUAAAUGAACUUCAGAAACCACAAGUUGCUAAAAUGUCAGAAAUACACGAGCCAAAACAAGUUAAAGAAGUAAAGCCACAAGAAUUGACAAGCAAACAAAAGCUUGAAACUUUAAUAGAGAAGACGGUCGACUCAAUAAAAAAUUCACAUCGUCUUACUCCGGAAGUGCAAGCAAUAGAGAAGGAAUUCACAUUUACAUUAGAAAAAGUCAUGAAUCUCGAAAAUGAUAAACAGGAAAUUGAAAAAGUUAUUGAGUUGAUUGAAACGGCUGAGGCAUCAUUUGGUGCAAAACGUACAAGUGAUAUAGUUUUAAUAAAAGAAAAUCUUGCACUUGUUAAGGAAACACUGAACAUUCUUAAAUUGACAAUACAAUCGAAACCAAUUGAAAUUAUUGAGUUGCAGCAACAAAAACCAGAGCAAGCUAUUAUUGUGGAUGAAAAAUUGAAAGAAGAAGAAUUGGUAAAGGAAAUUGUCAGUAAAAAAUCUGAAGAAAAACAACAAGGAAGCCUUGAAUUGAAAGAAAGUGAAGAAAAACUUUCAUUGCAUACUGAAAUUCAUGAAACACAAAAGCAGCAACCCAAUGAGAAUGUUAAGAAAUUGAAAACAGAAAUCGUCAGCACAAUUGAAUCUAUAAAGAAAGUUCUCCGUCCAAAUACUGAGAUUCAAGCAGUCGAGAGAGAAUUAACAAUGGCUAUUGAACAUGUAAAUGAACUGCCAAAUGACGAAAAGAAAAUUGAAAAUGUCAUUGCAGUCAUUGAAAACACUGAAGCUUCAUUAGUCGCUAAAAAAACUAGUGACAUAGCUGUAGUAAAAAAUAAUUUAUCGGAACUUAAACAAACCUUGAAUUUAAUGAAGACAUCAAAGAAACUUGAAAUUGAUGAAACUGAAUUAUUGACAGGAACCCAAAAAGAACAAGAAAUUGUUUUGGAAGAAUUAAGAGAAACAAAGAAGGAAUCAACUGAUAAAUCUAACGAAAUUCAAAAGAAUGAAAAGUACAUUAAAGAAGGAGCCAUAGUUAUUGAACAGCCAACUAAUGAAAAAAUAGAAACGCUUAAAACGAUUAUUGAAAUUGAGAAAGAAAAGCCUGUUGUAGAUCAAACAAAAGCAAACAAAGAUCUGAAAGAAGAGAUGGAGAUUGAAAAAAUAUCUUUAUCUAAAGAUCAAUUAAGUAUUAAAUCAGACCUGGAAUGUUCAAUUCAGCCAAUUAAAAUAAAUCGUCCAACUUCCGAACUUAAGGAUACUGAAAAAAUUAUUUCAAAGACUGAUGAAAAACCCAAAGAGGAAAUAAAGAAAGUCACUGAAAAGCCUAAAGAGGAAAUAAAGAAAGUCACUGAAAAACCUAAAGAGGAAAUAAAGAAAGUCACUGAAAAACCUAAAGAGGAAAUAAGGAAAGUUGACGAAAAGCCUGAAGAGGAAAUAAAGAAAGUCACUGAAAAGCCUGAAGAGGAAAUAAAGAAAGUCACUGAAAAGCCUAAAGAGGAAAUAAAGAAAGUCAUUGAAGAACCUAAAGAGGAAAUAAAGAAAGUCACUGAAAAACCUAAAGAGGAAAUAACGAAAGUCACUGAAAAGCCUAAAGAGGAAAUAAAGAAAGUCACUGAAAAACCUAAAGAGGAAAUAAAGAAAGUCGACGAAAAGCCUGAAGAGGAAAUAAAGAAAAUCACUGAAAAGCCUGAAGACGAAAUAAAGAAAGUCACUGAAAAGCCUAAAGAGGAAAUAACGAAAGUCACUGAAGAACCUAAAGAGGAAAUAAAGAAAGUCACUGAAAAACCUAAAGAGGAAAUAAAGAAAGUCACUGAAAAACCUAAAGAGGAAAUAAAGAAAGUCGACGAAAAGCCUGAAGAGGAAAUAAAGAAAGUCACUGAAAAGCCUGAAGACGAAAUAAAGAAAGUCACUGAAAAGCCUAAAGAGGAAAUAACGAAAGUCACUGAAGAACCUAAAGAGGAAAUAAAGAAAGUCACUGAAAAACCUAAAGAGGAAAUAAAGAAAGUCACUGAAAAACCUAAAGAGGAAAUAAAGAAAGUCGACGAAAAGCCUGAAGAGCAAAUAAAGAAAGUCACUGAAAAGCCCAAAGAGGAAAUAAAGAAAGUCACUGAAAAACCUAAAGAGGAAAUAAAGAAAGUCGACGAAAAGCCUGAAGAGGAAAUAAAGAAAGUCACUGAAAAGCCUGAAGACGAAAUAAAGAAAGUCACUGAAAAGCCUAAAGAGGAAAUAACGAAAGUCACUGAAGAACCUAAAGAGGAAAUAAAGAAAGUCACUGAAAAACCUAAAGAGGAAAUAAAGAAAGUCACUGAAAAACCUAAAGAGGAAAUAAAGAAAGUCGACGAAAAGCCUGAAGAGGAAAUAAAGAAAGUCACUGAAAAGCCCAAAGAGGAAAUAAAGAAAGUCACUGAAAAGCCUAAAGAGGAAAUAACGAAAGUCACUGAAAAACCUAAAGAGGAAAUAAAGAAAGUCGACGAAAAGCCUGAAGAGGAAAUAAAGAAAGUCACUGAAAAGCCUAUAGUGGAAACCUUAUAUGUCGACGAAAAGCCUGAAGAGGAAAUAAAAAAGGCAGAUGAAAAACCUAAAGAAGAAUCAAAGGUGGUCGAUGAAAAAUCAAACUCCAAAAAACUAGAUGUCAAACUUCCGGCCGAGAAAACCAAAAUCAAAAUUGAAAUUGUUGAUGCAAUUGAUUUAAUUAAGAAAAUUCGCCGUGCAACUCCUGAAUUGAAUGCUACCGAAAAUGAACUUAAAACUAUUCUUGAACAUAUUAAAGAAUUCCCAAAUAAUCAACAUGAAUUAUUGAAUAUUAUUUCAUCAAUAGAGUGUGCAGAAACAUCUCUUGCUACAAGAAGAACAAGUGACAUUAUGAAAGUAAAAGAAAAAUUGAAUUCAUUAAAAAGCAGUUUGUGCACAUUUAAGAAUGUAGAAAAAAUCGUUGAAUUUGAAGUUGAAACCUUAAUAGAGCAAGCUGAAGUGGAAAAGAAUGACAAACUUGACGCAACAGAAUUCAAAACGCAGGAUUCUAAAAUCGAAAAAAUUGGUAAAACAGUUCAAGAAGAAAAACCUGAAAAGGAGAUUAAUCCAGAUGAAAAUAAACUCUGGGAAAUUGAGAAACCAAAAUCUGAAGGUACAAUGCUUGUAGAGCCACUAAAAUGUGAAUUAAAGUCAAAGAUUCUAGAAUCAGAUACUAUGCAAAAACUAAGAACUGAAAUUGCAAACGUUACAGCUAUAAUCAAGAAUGUUAGGCGACCAACACCUGAGCUUCAAUCUGUUGAAAGUGAAUUGACAAUAUUCACUGAAAAAUUACCUAAACUCGAAAACAAGUUCGAAGAAAUUGAUAGAAAUAUUAAAAUUAUUGUAGAGGCAGAAAAUUCUAUCAAAACAAAGAAAACGAGCGAUAUUUUAGCCGUUAAAGAAAGCUUUUCAAAGUUUAAAAAUCUUUUGACAGAAAUAAGAGAUUCAAUUAAGCCAAAUAUUGACAAGGAAAAAUUAACAAAGGAAGAAAAAACUGAAAAUAUUGAACAAUCUCAAAGGUUAAAGCCAAAGGAAGAAAAUGGAGACGAGAAAGUUGAGGUUAACAAAAAAGAUGAAGCUGUUGAGGUUGCUUCACUAGUUGAUGAAACUGAAGAAAUAAAUCAAUUAAAAUCUAAGGAAAAAUUAAAACAUGACGAAACUCAAAAGUCUAAGGAUGUCGAAAAAUCAGUAGGAUUACCCAAGAUUGAAGAAAAAUCAAAACUUCUUGAAUCAGCAGUAGUUCAAAAGUUAAGAACUGAAAUUGAAAAUGUUUCAAAUACGAUCAAGAAAGUAAAGCGACCUACUUCUGAACUCCAAAGUACUGACAGUGAAUUAAGAAUUAUUAUCAAUAAAUUGUCUGAUAUUGAGAACGAUGUUGUAGAAAUUAACAAAAUCAUAAAAAUUAUUAUAAAAACUGAGGAUUCAAUUAUUACCAAGAGAACAAGUGACAUUUUAGAAGUAAAAGAAAGCUUAUUAUGCUUAAAAAAUGUUUUGCAAGAAUUAAGUGAUUCAAAGAAAUCUCACAUUGAAAAACCUAAAGAAGAACAACCUAAAAAUGAAGAAAAAGAUGGAGUUUUCAAACAAAUUGAAGAAAUUAUUAUUGAAGAAAAACCUGAAAUGAAGUUAGAACAAGAAAUUUCUAUUCAAAGCCAGAAAACAACGGAAAAUCCUAUAGAAAUAGAGACACCUAAAGUUUUCGAGACAAAAAAAUCUGAGCAAGAACCAAAACUACAAGAAAUUGAAAUUGAUGUAAAAGAAAAAAUUGUUAAAAUCAGAUUGGAUGAAGCUUCAUUGAAGAUCAAAUCCGAAAUAGAAAAUGUAAUACAUUCAAUCAAAAAAUCUCGCCGUCCAACGACAGAGAUUCAAACACUAGAAAAGAUAUUAAACGCAGAUUUAGAAUUGAAAGUUCUUGUAGAACUUUCGAAGAAUUUAACAAAAAUUGAAGAAACUUUAAAAUCAAUUGAGGUCACGGAAUCUUCAUUAGCAACUAAAAAAACCUCGGAUAUGAUACUCGUAAAAAAUAAUAUCAAUUUAUUGAAGGAAGUUCUCAUUUCAUGCAAAACAAAAUUAUCUUCAUCACAAGAAAUAAGGGAACCAGAAAAAACCUCCAUUGAAUGUCUAAAACAAGAAAUCAAAAGAGAACCUCAGAAACCUGAAUUACCUGAAUUGCCUGAAUUACCGAAAGAAUUUGAACAGCCAAGUGAAGUUCUCUUAGAUAUACACGAAAAAGAUUUAAUGUCCCAAUAUAUUGUUGGUAUUAAACAAGAUAUUGAUGAAGUUCUGGUUCUUAUUAAAAAGGCAAGAAGACCAUCUGCAGAGUUGCAAACUUUACAUGAGGCAUUAUUAGACUUAAAGCCUAGAGUUGACAAUUUAUCUAAAGAUUCUACAUACUUUGACACAGUGCUUCAUAUUGUAACAAAGGCAAAAACUGCAUUGCUUACAAAGCGAACAAUGGAAAUGAUUUUAUUGAGGGAAAAAGUAACAUCUCUUGAAAGUUCAUUGAUUCUGUUGAAAUCGACUGUAAUUACAGAAAUCAAUGGUGAAAUUAUUGCUGCAAAACAAAUAGAGGAAACAGUCACAGAGAAAACAAAAGAAAAGGAAAUAAUUUUCAAAGAAAAUGAAAUUGUUUCUAAUAAUCAAAAUGCUAUACUUCCUGAACAAGAGGAAAAAUUAAACAAUGUUCUUGAAAAAUCUGAACAAGAACAGGUGAAAAAGUUUGAUGAAUUUUUAUGUGAUCCAGUUAAACUCGAAGACACUGAGCCCCAAAAACCAGCAAGGCGACAAAAACAUAGUGAAACUAGUAAAAUUGAUGAAAUUGUUGAAACCAAAACUGAAAAAAUCGAAAAAGUAGAAUCCAAAACUCAAAAAAGACUUGAAUCUGAAAUCUCCCCUGCACCAACUGACAGACUUCGACAACGACAAAGUCAUGAAAUUUUAACAGAAAUUCAAAGUGAAGUAGAGCCAGUUAAACCAUUAAGACGAAAAAGAGCUGAUGAGCUUAAAGAGGAAGAGAAAUCUCUACCAAGAACACCAGAAACUCGCCGAAAGAGAAUGCCAAUAUUUAUUGCACGUCUGAAGAAUCGUUCAGCUCCCGAGAAUUCAAUUCUCAAACUCACAUGUGCUGUUUCAGAGCCUGAGGUUACUGCAAGAUGGACCAAAAAUGGGAUGAUCUUAAAAGAUACCGAAAAAUAUUUGAUUGAAAACAGCAAUGGUGUUCUUUCAUUAGAAAUUAAGAACGCUUGUUUUCAAGAUGCCGGAGAAUAUUAUUGUUUUGUAUCAAACAGUUGUGGUGAAAUCGAAACUAGUGCUUUUGUUACAAUCUUUGGCGAAGAUGUACAACCAUCAAAUACAACCUUUACGAAGAAUCUCAGGGACUCAUAUGAUCAAGUGACUAACAAGUUAAUCAUUGAAUGCAAUAUUAAAACCUCAUUGGACUUUUCCAAUCAUAAAAUCAAGUGGUAUAAGGACGAUAUGGAAAUGCGUCCAUCAUAUAUGACAUCGUCAGGUGGCAUACCAACGACAUAUGAACAAGAAAUAGACGAAAAUACGGGUCGUGUGAAACUAAUUAUAACUUAUCCGAUGAAUACAGAUUGUGGAUUAUAUAGAUGUUGUGUGCACGAUAAAAAUUCACAUAAAGUGGACGAAAUAUCACAUUUAGUGUACAAAAUAUUCAAUCCUCCGCCUCACAUUCCGCUCGAGGAGCUAGAAAUUGGUGAGAAGAGAAAUCGAAUUGUAUUUGACAAUCAUCUAAAUGACAUUUAUGCUGACGAUACCAACAAAAGUAUUCGUUUGAAUUGCAAAAUUUCACAGUGCAAUGCACAGUCAGAAAUUAAGUGGUAUAAAAACAAUGAGGAACUUCCGAUUGAGGACUAUCGAGAAAAGUACCGCUUCACAAAAUCCUAUAAUAGAUUGUGUCUUGAAAUUUUACAUCCGAAAUUGAACGAUGCAGGAGUAUACGAGUGUAGUGUAAAAAAUCAGUACAAUGAGACAUCUACAAAAUGCCACGUCUAUGUCAACGAAAAGGCUGAGAGACAACGUUCAAAGACCACGCCUAGAGAAUCGAGUUUCAUUGAUUUUUCAACUGGAACCAUAAUUGAUAAGGAACAAUCUGUCAAUUAUCAAGAUGAAAUUGAGGACAGUAAUAAAAUCCUACUAGAAAGAAGUACGAGGGAAAUUGCAGCAAGAAUCCAUCGAUCAACAGACCUCAUUGAUAUUCCACCAUCUUCAGUUACAUUUACGGCAACUGAACGACCGAAUUUUGCAACACCACUCAGUGAUCGAAUGGUUACUGAAAAUUCAUCAUCUGUGAAAUUCACAUGUUCUUUACUCUCGCCUGAAUGUGAUAUUUCGUGGGAGAAAAAUGGAAUUCCAAUUCGCCCUUCAUCUAAAUUCACACAAACAUUUACCGAUGGUUUAGCAAUAUUAGAAAUUUUUGACGUGUCUGACGAUGAUGCUGGUAAAUAUGCAUGUACUGCAUCAAACAAGUUUGGUGACAACUCAACAUCGGCUAGAUUAAAGGUUUAUAGUGGCUUUAAGCCGUCUGUUUGUAUGCCACCAACAGUAAUGCGACAAAUGAAAGAAAGCUACAAUCUCUAUAAUGACUUGUUGACAUUGGAGUGUCGUGUACGUGGAACACCAAAGCCUCACAUUCAAUGGAUGAAAGAUGGCGAUUAUAUCAUGCCGGGAGAUAAGUACCAACAAACUGAAUUACCUGAUGGCACAUGCAAAUUGAUAAUCCAAUCACCGGAUCCGGAAGAAGACUCAGGAACUUAUACAUGUGAAGCUGAAUGCAAUGGCUGCAGUGAUAGCAUCAGUCAUAAUGUUCAAUAUGAGGGCUCAGUUGAAAAUCAAUUCAAUCGCGUUCACCGUUAUUAUCAUCGUGAUCCAUUAAAGCCAUACUUUAAAACAGGCUUAGUUGAUACAAAUGUUCCAUCAGGUGGUAGUAUUGCACUAUUUGUCGAAUCACAAGCAAAUUGCGAGGCUGAAUGGUAUCGUGAUAGAUGGAUAGUCGAUCAUAAGCCACCAAAACGUUACAUUUUCAAUGAUGGAAGUGGUUUCUUUGCCUGCGUAAUUAAUCAUGCUACAAUGGAUGAAGCAGCAAAAUAUAGCUGUAAAUUAUCAAAUCCCUACGGAACAUCACAAUCAACAUCAUUCAUUGAUGUUAUUAAUCCAAAUCAAGUUGGUAAGGGUCAAAAACCGCCAAUAUUUUUGACACGUCCUCAACCAGAAAUCAAGAUUCGUGCUGGUGAUCCAUUCUCAAUGUCGUUCAGAGUUCAAGGCGAGCCAAAACCAAGAAUUCAAUGGUAUAAGGGCGCCAGAGAUAUUACUAAUGCCGGUCGCACUAUCAAAGAAGUCUUCAACGAUUACGUUCGAUUCUCAAUUAAAGAGUCAAAGGAGAAUGAUUCUGGAAUUUAUUUCAUUACCGCUAGAAAUAGACACGGAGUUGAUCGCUCCUUCUGUCAAGUUACGGUCCGAGAAAGGCAGGAACUAAGCAGUAGCGAUGCAGCAAAACUGUCAAAUAUUGACUUUACUGAUGUUUCGUACAUGAAAAAUCCCCCAGGUCAAAUACCAAAUGAGCCAACAGUCAUUGACAGUAGUGCCAAUCACUUGAGCUUAUCAUGGAUGAAACCGCAAUGUAAUGAUGCAGCUCCAGUAGUUGGAUAUCGUAUUGAUGUAUGGCUUGUCGGAAAGGAAGGUGACGCUACAUGGAAGGAGAUUGGUACAUCGGGUUUGGCAAGUUUUGACGUUUUUAAUCUAAAACAUGGUUGUGAAUAUCAUUUUCGUGUGACGCCACGUAAUCGUUACGGCUAUGGACCAUCCACACAAACCACAUAUCCAGUAAUGUUUGGAGAUGUCGUAAAAUUGCCUGAAUUUACAAAAAUUCUACCCGGACAACUUAAAGCUCUCAUCAAUGAUGACAUAACACUUGAAUGUGUUUCAAUGGGUUCACCACGUCCCGAUAUUGUAUGGUACAAGGACGGUAUUAGAAUAGAUUCAAAUGAGAAACAUGUAAUCUCCGUUAUGGGUCCAUUGUGUCGCUUGAUAAUUCACAAUGUUACAGAAAAUGAUAAUGGUCGUUAUACAUGUGAAGCAUCGAAUAAAGAGGGUCGCGUAUCGACGUUUGCGCGCGUACAAACUGUCACAGAUCCAAAAUUACUUGAAGCGGAUAACAAAUUAAAGAAAAACAUUGAAACUGAUUUAGAGCAAUUGAGUGUUGGCGAUGAAAUUUUGCCACAAUUUACUAUGAGAUUAAGAGAUCGACGAGUUCAAUGUACUUAUCCCGUAAGACUAACAUGCCAAGCACUUGCUGUACCACAUGCAACUAUUGAGUGGUUUAAAGAAGGCAUUAAACUUAUCGAGGACGACCGAAUUGCAUUCUUGCAAGAAAAUCAAUUCAGUACACUUGAAUUUUCACGAACAUAUCUGGAAGAUAGCGGACAAUAUACAGUUACUGCGCGCAAUGAACUCGGUUCAGUUUCAUGUCAUUGUAAUCUCACAGUCGAUAAAGGUAUCCGCGCUUACAUUUCACCAGAAUUCAUCAAACCACUUGACAUCGUUUGCACGUAUAAUGAAGGACAGGAUAUUCAUUUGGAAGCACAUGUUGAAGCAUAUCCUUCUGUGGGAGUAACUUGGCAUCAUAACGGUAUAAGAUUGCGACCGAGUCGAAAAAUUCAAGCAUCAUUGGAUUGCGAUGGAAUUGUUUCAUUGAUAAUAACGGAAACGACAGUGAAGGAUGCAGGCACGUACACGUGUGUAGCAUCGAAUGCUGUCGGAAGAGUAGAAAGCACUUGUCGCAUUAACAUUAUCGAGAAUAGUGACAAAAAAUCCCGAGUUAUUCCAUCAAUUGUUGCACCUGAUGCACCAUACUCCAAAGAACCACUGUUCCUCAUAAGACCAAGAUCGAGCGAAGCAUUUGAAGGUGAUACAGUUAUUAUUAUGUGUGAAGUCAUUGGAGAUCCAAAACCAGAAGUCCUUUGGCUGCGAGAUUUUUUAAAGCCUGAAUAUUACAAAGACGCACAACAUUUUCGCAGUGUCAUUGGAAAUGAAUCUGAGUAUCGUUUAGAAAUACCACACGCAAAGAUCGAAUACACUGGAACAUAUUCCGUAAUUGCAUCAAAUUGUUAUGGUCAAGCAAAAGCAAUAAUUUCGUUGCAAAUCUACGCCAAAGAUUUAGGUAGAAGCAUGGAUGCUGGCUCCAUUAUUCAUGGUAAUAUUGAAACACUUCCUCGCAUCGUGAAGCACUUAAAAGAUUUACGAUGUUGUGAUGGUGAUGCAAUUACAUUAGAAUGUCAUGUAGAGGGAACGCCGGAGCCCAACGUCUUUUGGGAAAAGGAUGGUAAAAUAUUGCAUGAUAGAUCAACGGAACAUCGACAGAAUUUCAAUGGACACAAAGCUACAUUAUCUAUUCAACGUGUUUUCCCCGAGGAUGAAGGUCAAUAUUGCCUAGUAGCAUGCAAUAAUAUGGGUCGUGUGAAGAGUUUCGCUUGUAUUAUAGUUGAUGUACCCGAGGAGAAAGAAAAUUUGCUUAGUCGACAACUAUCACGCCCAAUGACCUUUUUGUCACCGAAUUCAACACCACGUUCAACGCCCAGAUCAACACCAGCCCGUAGCAUGUCUCCAUUUUCAUUGCAUUUAUCGAUGAUAACAAAUAAUGCUCACUUGAGUUAUCGUCAAAGGCGUUAUCGAUUUUCAGCGCCAAAGUUCUAUUCAGUUCCACAUAAUCGUGUAUGCGAGGAAGGUGAUACAGUAAGAUUUCAAUGUGCAAUUGCUGGUCAUCCAAUUCCAUGGUCAACUUGGGACAAGGACGGUGUAAUUGUGACACCAUCACAACGUCACAUUAUAAAGGAACGUGACGAUAUGCGCUAUUUGGAAAUAGAAGAGGUUUGUUUUGAGGAUGCAGGAUUGUAUCGUAUAACACUUGAGAAUGAAUAUGGAAGAAUUGAAGCAACUGCACGUUUGGACAUUAUAAAAAGCAACAAAGUAAAUCGUCGAGGAAUACGUGCAUCAAGUGCACCUAAUCGUGACUCACGCAGUAUAUCUCGUCGGAUCAUGGGCUACAGCACAAAAAUUGGUGGACGAAUGGCACUAGCAGGUCAACGAGCUUCCUCGAUACCCGCCAAAAAAACUGUUUAUCAUGAUGGUUAUGAUAUCACAGACUGUGAACGUCUUACAAUUACUGAAAAUGAGAAUGAAAUCUUAAUAGAAAUUGACACUGUAAAGACAUACGAUGAAGGUGAAUACACUUUAAUGCUCGAAGAUGAAGAUGGGAUCAUAACAACAACGACAACAUUUGCAAAAGUUCAUUACGUCGAUGAUGAAAUAUUUAGAGAGAAAAUACCACCAAAAAUAAAACAUCAUCUGAUCAAUAAUGUAACAAGUAUUGAAGGUAUUCCAUUAGACUUGACACUUCAUCUUGACUGCAAAAUUCCAUUUGAUUAUGUAUGGUUCAAGAACGAUGAACCUAUCAUCAAUUCUGAUGAUUUCAUAUACAUUGACCAUGGCAACGGAAUAUUGACACUCCGCAUACAAGAUCCGUUUGUUUUUGAUUCCGGUAAAUAUUCGUGCGUCAUUACAACACUUUCUGGUGAAUGUACUUCGGAAUGCGAUGUAGAAAUUGAAGAACUUUAUGAAAUUAAUGUUCUCGAUGUGAUACCGGAAUUUAUAAAAGCUCCACUUCCUUUCAUCUCACUGCCUGGUUGUUUAGCAUCAUUUUGUGCUCGAAUUACGCCUGUUGACUCUGAAGUUAUUUGGAGCGUGUGUGGUUGUGAAAUAAACGAUGAUAUGAAAGAUUAUAAGAUUGAGCGAUUAGAGGAUGGUCUGAACGUACUUCAUGUGUUAAAUGUCGAUCAUAGACAAAGUGGUGAAAUAAAGUGCCGUGUCAUUAGUUGUAAUAAUCCAAAAAUCUUUAAUGUCUAUCACACAAGUUUGACUGUAUUGCCUGUUCCAGUUAGUGAACGAUACGAACCGAUUGAAAGUGUUUUAGAAAAUAAUUGUAACAAUAAUAAUAAAAGCAAUAAAAGUAGUGAAGCUCAUGACUUAGACUUAUCGUGUUUCAUCACAAAACGACCUGAGGAUCGAACAGUUUUAGUUGGCGAUUCAAUCGAAUUAAAUGUUUCAUACAUUGGAUAUCCCGAUCCAAAAGUUCAUUGGAUGAGAGCUGAACGUUUAAUUGAAAAUCAACCUAAUACAAUCAUCAUUACUAAAAAUGGUCACUCGAGAUUGAUCAUUAACAAUAUCACGUCAGACCAAAGUGGAAAAUAUAGUGUUGAAAUUAUGAAUGAGCAUAGUACUGACAUUGCAUCGGCCUCGGUUGCUGUUGAGGGUGUUCCUGAUGCUCCAGUUUCAUUAAGCUUCUCUAAAGGAUCUGAUAGAAUAGCAGUUGCAUGGUCAGGGCCACCGUACGAUGGUGGCUGCAUGCUAACUGGCUUUCUACUCGAAAUGCAACAUGAUAAUGGUGAAUGGAAAGAAGUAGCUAAAAUAGUAGAUUCUCUAGCAUAUACUGUAAAGAAUCUCGUUCAUGAUGUAAAGUAUCGAUUUCGUGUGAGAGCACAAAAUAUUCACGGCUCAAGUGCUCCAAGUAAAUCAACAGAAGAAAUCAUUCUAGUGAAGCCAAUUGAUAUGGAUAGUGAGGAAGGAGAUGAAACGUAUUCAAGUGUGCCACAAAUAAAGACAGGAGGUGAUUUUAAGACAAGAUUCGACAUAUUGGAAGAAUUAGGAAAGGGUAGAUUUGGCACAGUAUAUCGUGUGAUGGAACGUGAAACUCGACUCAUAUUGGCAGCAAAAAUAAUUAAGUGUAUAAAGGCAAUGGACCGUAAAAAGGUUCAAGAUGAAAUCAAAAUAAUGAAAUCACUUCAACAUCCCAAACUGCUUCAACUUUCAGCUUCAUUUGAGACACAGAAGGAAAUUAUCAUGGUGAUGGAAUACUUAUGCGGCGGUGAACUUUUCGAACGAGUAGUUGCAGAUGAUUUUACACUGACUGAACGUGAUUGCAUUUUAUUUAUGAGACAAAUAUGUGAAGGCGUUGAAUAUAUGCAUAGCAAAUAUGUUGUCCAUCUUGAUUUGAAGCCAGAAAAUAUUAUGUGUAUUACAAGAACGAGUCAUCAGAUAAAAAUCAUUGAUUUCGGUUUAGCACAAAAUCUCGAACCCGGCAAGCAAGUACGAGUAUUGUUUGGCACACCAGAAUUUUGUCCCCCAGAGAUAAUCAAUUACGAACCAAUAGGACUUCAAUCUGAUAUGUGGAGCCUGGGUGUCAUUUGUUACGUUCUUCUCUCUGGUCUCUCACCCUUUAUGGGUGAAAACGAUGUAGACACUUUUUCAAAUAUUACGAGAGCUUAUUACGAUUUUGACGAUGAAGCAUUUGAUACUAUAACAGAAGAAGCAAAAGACUUUAUUGCUGGACUUUUAGUUUACCGUAAGGAAAAUCGUAUGAAUGCAAAACAAUGCCUUGAAUCAAAAUGGUUAUCACAACAUUAUGAUGUCAUGGGCAGUAUUAAAUUAUGCACGGAUAAAUUGAAAAAAUUCAUCAUUCGCAGAAAGUGGCAGAAAACUGGAAACGCCAUUAGAGCCAUCGGUAAGAUGAAAAAUCUUACGUUAUCCGCUGCAUCGCGAAAGAGUGCUGGUGGUGUAUAUGGAAGCCCACGGCCAUCACUAUCAGGACCAACUAAUAAUAAUAGUAAUAGUAUUAAUAUUCAUAAUUAUGUUUCUGAUAAACGAAUAACAAGUGUUAAUGAAGAGGCUGAAAAUGUUUCUACUAAUUUAUUGUGUGCUAAUGAUAAAUCAAAAGAUCCACGAGUCUGUAAUGAACGCAGUGACUCAGGUUUUAGUGAAUGCUCAAGUUGUUCAACACCUAGCGCUUCGUGUGUCUGCAAUUUAACAGCUCAUGUUCAAGAUACUAUAAUUGAAGAGCAUAGCAAUAGUACAAGUAGUUGUAGUUCAAUAGAACUGCAUGAGACAACAGAAAGCACACAGCAUCAAAUCGAUGCUGCUGAGGAAAUCCAUACCAUAAGUUCGGAUCAUGAUAUUCGAAGUGAGAUUUCAUCACUCGAGUAUGAUGAAGCCAACAAGACUAAUUGUGAUAAUAAUGAAAACAUCAUCGAUAUAUCGAUUCGGGUGCCAACACGACGUGAACUUUUUCAAAAUGACGAUGGUGAUUUAAUGAGUGAGAUAGAACGACGAAAAGUUUCACUUGAGAAUAUAGUAACAAAAAAAUCAUCACCAUCUAAAAUACGAGAAGAGUUCUCAUUAGAAAAGUUGAAAAAGACAAAUAAAGUAGCAAAAUUAAUGGAAAAGUAUGAAACACCUGACGAGUCGACUAACUUGAUGAGUGGUCAGAUAAAUUUACCAAAUUAUAAAUUAAAAUCAUCAGUUACCAAUGAGAAAGGUUUGAAAUGCGUUACCACACCAGAUAACUCUAAUACUAAUCCACCUUUACCCGCAAUGCAUAUAAUCAAUCGUGUGAAUAUGUGUGAUUUACCAAAGCAAGAUUCAAUUAAUGCAAGAUUCGACAAUAAUCACAAUCUUCCCCCUGAUUCUCCCUUAGCAAAAAGUCCACCAUCACCAACAACAGACACCCAAACUUUAUUGUCAUUUUCACCAGCAACGAGAAAAUCUACAUCAUCUUUAUCAACGAAUCCUACAACGACAUUUAGGUUAAGCGAUAGAGUAAGAGAGGCGACCGAGAGAUUGUCAAAGCCAAAGCAACAAGCAGUGACAAUGACAACGGAUAGAACCACAAAAGCCAGUAUCCUCAAACAAAAUGCAAACUUUGUUAGAUCGAAAGAAUUUUGGAGAAGAUAAAAAAGAACGAACAGAAUUUUUUUUUGUGAUGUAUCAAAAAAGAGUAGAAAGGAAUAGGGUAAUGAUACAGUUGUGGCUUGUAAAUUGUGAGAAAUUUUCUUCAAUUUUCAUAGAACAUUGGGCGUUAGUGGUAUUGUUUACGAGAUUGUGGUAAUUUUUCCUGAUUAAAGAACAUCAUGUUCUCUAAAAUGUUCAAUUGUGAUUUUUAAAUCCUUUUGGAUAUUAGCAAGGUAUUAUAAAAAACAAUUAAUCAUAAAAAUCGAGCUCAAAACUUUUUAAACUAUUUUUUUUCUUUCUUAACUUGUCCAAAAUGUGUAAUUUUCAUUUAAACAAUUCAAGAAAUUUGAGUAGCAUACUAAUUAUUAAUCGUUAUGAAUGAGACACAACGAAUAUAUUUCAUUUAUUUUAAACGCCUUAAAUUUAUGCAAAGAAACAAAAACUUUUUUUCUAUCUAUGUUUUGCUUCUUUUAUAUCUCAUAGAAGACAAAAAGUGGAUCCAUCUCAACGAAGCAAAUAGAAGAGAAAAAACUUUUCGUGAACUUUAUAUAUAUUUGUGUUGAACUGCUUUUAUGCCCGAAUAAUAAUACACAAAAAAAUGAAAUAAUUUCUGUUUUUAAUUCUGUAUUUCUCACUUAAAAGAUAUAAAAUUUCACUCAUUUUUUUAUUCAUAUUAAAUCAUAAUAUUAUUGCUUGAAGAAAUAGGAAGAAAGAAUUUUUAUAAUCUCUGUGUCUCAUAAAAAAAUUCUUUACCUGAUUUUAAAUUUUGAAACCAGAAAUAAGAAUAAAAAAUGAAAUAAAAAAAAAUAUAAUAAUCAUUAUAUUAUCCUAAAAUUUUACUUGCUAGCUUUUAAAUCUCCUUGUUUUGUAGAAAAUCUUAUUUUAAUGGAAAUUGUAUGGACACAAACCUUUGAAAGCUUCUUAAUAAAUAGAUGAGAUUUCUUUGUGAAAAGAAAAUGCACUUCAUUUCCAUCACUUCCACCAGUUUAUUUUUUUCUCACUUAGUUAAGUUUUGUCUAUAAUUAUUGGAGGUACUUAUUCACAAGCCAAGCUAUACAAUUUUCACUAAAACUUUUCUUUACAAUCGUUCUUCUUCUCAACCAUUUUGAACUUUUUAUAUAGCUUUCUUCUAAACAUUUAUGUUAACCAUUUGCUAUAAUGAAAACUGCAAUAUUUUUAAGAGAAAAAGAAAUGAAAUGUUAUGUCCUUUUAUUGUUUGCAAUUUUCUCUCAUAACAUUAUAAAUUAUAGAAGCAAUACCCGUCCAAUGAGUUAAGAAGAUAAAUUUGAAAAUUAUUUUCCUGUGUUUUUUGAUUUUCUCGGGCGAACAUUGUUGACUGCUACUCAUUUGUUACAGACAGUCAAAUUUUUAACCAUAUUUAGUCGAAAUAUUGCGACUGAUAGUCAAUAGAAAAUAGUUAUAUUUAAACUAUUUCCGCUUCGAUUAAUAUUCUAAUAUUUUUGAAGUGAAACAUAGAAAACUGAAGGUUAUUUUUAAACAUAUAAUUUUUGUCAUUAUUAUUGCUAUUAUUCUUACGAUAUU